This is a messenger RNA of Cydia splendana, 4012 nucleotides long. Its product is annotated as 7SK snRNA methylphosphate capping enzyme bin3-like. Gene Ontology annotation, biological process: snRNA modification. The coding region runs from base 361 to 2754 and encodes 797 amino acids. The transcript is spliced from 6 exons. NCBI's taxonomy places the organism in Eukaryota, Metazoa, Arthropoda, Insecta, Lepidoptera, Tortricidae. Gene Ontology annotation, molecular function: RNA methyltransferase activity; O-methyltransferase activity; snRNA binding. The record is from RefSeq and is a predicted model, not a curated record.
CGAGUGGGGGUCGCUACAGCGUGGUUAUUGAAAACAAUAUAACUCAUGAAUAAAUAGCCAUUUGUGCUGCUUUGCGUGUGGUGCGAAUUAUGUGGAAAGUGUGCUGUUUUAUUGAUAUAUUUGUUAGAAGUGAGUUUUGAUUUGUGAUAUACUUCUAUGAAUCUCUUGUUACAAGUGUAAGACGUUAUUAGUUGCAAAAUCAGUUUCUUUUAAUAAUAACAAACGGCGUUGUUAACCUGUUUAUUAACAGUGACGGAUGGAAGGCCUUGCACAUUCUGCAGAGUCCUCCAAUGGCGGUAAAUUCAAGUUUGAAAUAUUUCUAAUGUAAUAUGUAAGAAUAUCGUGCAUUGUUAACGUGAGAUGGGUAGUCCCAAAGAAGAAGUUAUUGCUUCUGAAAGCAAUUGUGAAGUAAAGAGUGUAGAAAAGGACGCAGUUGGUGAAAUAUCGGACAGUGAAGUGGCUACGGCUACGGAUUCUUCCGUAAAUAUUUCUGCGAAUCAGUCAGUGUGUGAAUCGAACACUUCGAAAGAUGGAGACAUUGCUGCUGGUGCCGGUAAGAAGGGCAAGAAAAAGUCUCGUCAUGGAAAGAAGGGCUACUUGCCUUCAAAAGAUAACUCGGACCGGAGCGCGGUGCGCAGAGUGCACUACGCGGGCACUAAGUACAAGCAAGGCAGGAAAAGAGCACAAAGUUUUCCUUCCAUAUCAAAGUUCUUUCUUCCAUACAAAAGACCUCGUAAGGACGCAUUCAUUCCACCCACAAAGUUUCUUUUAGGAGGUAAUAUAUCAGAUCCCUUGAAUCUUAAUAGUUUGCAAGAUGAAGACAUUAACAGGGCAAUGAAUGCAGUUACUCCAGAAUCUUCUCCUCUGCCCACGCCGCCUCGACACAAGGCUAAAAUAGAUGUCAUUAUUCCGCCUAAUAUUAGAGAUCCCUUGAAUCUUUUGGAACCAUUGGACAAUGACGAGUAUGAGAAACGUCUUGAAAUGCAACAGCGCAAGCCACGCAAGAAGCCCCGUUUGCGGCGGAGAACUACUGAAUGCUCAGAUAAUACUCAAGUAGUUGAAAAGGCUGUGGAAGUGACAGCAGAUGGUAUCAAGGAGCCUCUUCCACCUGAACCAUCUACGUCAGCAUCGAAAUCUAUAUCAACAGCAGCUUCUAAAGCAAGAAAGAGGUCUUGCAGUGAGAGUGAAAAUUCUCAGAAGGGCAAGGAUGGCAAAAAGUUGCGCCGCAUGGAUUCCUUGGACAAAAUAGUCAGUCCUGUGGUACCACAGCCGGGGACAUGGAAGCGCGUCAGGCCGCACCAGCGGCCGGCGCCGCCCGAGCGCCCCAUCUCGCCACACAAACAGAGUAAGGCUGAAGGAGAACAUAAGCUGCCCACAUUUCAUCCAAAAAAUACAAAAUACCAGUAUGGAAACUAUGACAGGUACUACGGUUACCGUAACCUGAACGCGAUGAUGGACGUCCGCCUGCAAGUGUUCGAAAUGCACCGCCACCUAUUCCAGAAUAAGGAUGUGCUGGACAUCGGCUGCAACGUCGGACACGUGUCCAUCGCCGUCGCGCGCACGCUGGGCGCCCGCUCCGUCGUCGGGAUCGACAUUGAUCCAGUACUUAUUGGUCGAGCGAGAAAAAAUUUAAAAUCAUUCGUACCCGUUCCCGCGGAAUCAAAGACGGAAGACGAUAAGAAAGCGGAAAUGGACGACGAUAAAAAGGAUUGCGACAAAUGUACCGAAGAGAAAUGUACAGAUUGCAACACGUCAGCCCCAAAACCAGCUGACGAGAAAACUGGAGAAGAUAAGAAGGAAGGGAAGAACACGAGGAAAGUGAAGAAGCCGCGUAAGAACCGUAAGGCGGGGAAGCAGGAGCAGCGGUGUUACUUCCCGAUGUCUAUGUCGAUGCUCUAUGGGCCGUUGUGUAGCGCCUCCUUGGAGCCGACGCCGCCGGUCUUUCCGCAUAAUGUUACCUUUAAACAGGGCAACUACGUCCCGCGCGAAGACACGCCGCUAGGCUCGGAGAGCCCGCAGUUCGACCUGAUCCUGUGCCUGUCCACCACCAAGUGGCUGCACCUGAACUGGGGCGACGUGGGGCUCAAGCGCGCCUUCCGCCGCAUGUUCGCCGACCUGCGCCCCGGCGGGAAACUCGUCAUCGAGGCGCAGAACUGGGCGAGCUAUAAGAGGAAGAAGCGUUUAACGCAAACCAUCUACGAGAACUUCAACGCGAUCGAGAUGACGCCGCAGAAGUUCCGUGAUUUCCUGCUGUCGCCCGAGGUCGGGUUCAGCAAGUGCGCCGUGCUCGGCGUGCCGCAGCACGCCAGCAAGGGUUUCCGUCGCCCUAUACAGCUCUACAUCAAGGGCGACUUCACGCCCAGCAAGGCGCGCUGGUCGGACGCGUACGCGCCGUCGUCGGCGCACCGGCCGGAGGCGGCGCCGGCGCGGCGCACGGUGUACGCGCCGGUGGCGCCCGCGUACCGGCCCAGCGACGACGCGCCCUCCGUGGGCGCCGCCACGCCCUUCUCGCCCAACCUCGACUGCUCGGCCGACGACUCGCCCUUCUACAACCCGCGCAGCGACUCGUACGCGCCGUCGUACCAGCCGCCGCGGCCCACGGUGUACGCCACGCUGCCGUCGCCGCUGCCGCUGCCCGGCGCCUCGCCGCUGCCGCAGGCCGCCGCCGCCUCGCCGCGAGCCGAGCCUCCCGAGCCCGAGCCGGCGCCCGACCCCGUCUGCGCGAGGGGCUUCCCCGACAAGUGCGAUUCCUAACUGUACACAUGGCUGGAACCACACCGUCAAAACCAUGAGCGUGAUCACGUCCUUCCAGCUUUUUUUCGAUAGGUGAUUUAGCCGCGCCGUAUCAGUAAAACCGCCUAUAACGAAAGUCUGUAAGGAUGGUAUUCCACGUGUCCGAUUUCUUUGUCCGAUGUGCAUUGCGUCUCCCUAUCUCAUUAAGCAAAAUGUGAGACGCAAAGACACAUUAGACCAAGAUAUUAGACAGAUGGAAUACCGACCUAAUCUUGCUCAACCCCGCGCCUAAACCGCCUAAUGCGAAAGCGCUGUAUCCUCUCUUUAGCAAUUAGUUGUUUAUUUUGUUCGCCUAGCUAAAAUGACGGCGCAAUAAUGCGCUGUAGGCCUAGCACGUGAUGGGCGAGAUAGACUACCCGUCUUUUUCUAAUUAUGUUAAUUAAAGAGGGACGGGUAGAGGGAGAUACUGUCGCGCCAAUGAUAUGCUAGGCUGGCUGGGAUUAAAUAAUAAUCUCGAGAAGAUUACCCUCCAGUUAAAACAAAACAACUUCAAAAUGAGAAACAUCCGUACAAACCUCUGACUAGAAUUUGCAGAAACUGGAUCAAGAGGCUUUUCGGCUCGAGGCGGUCAGAUCGUUAUAGUGACGAUUUUAACGUGGAAAUCUCGUCGUUGCAGUAUUGGCUAUGAAUUUUAACAAAAAUAGUUGUAUCGUGAGAAAAUUGACGCUAAACAUUCGUCUAUUUAUUCUAAUCCAAUGUUACGUGAAUUAUAAUCGAUGCUGUAACGCGUAACUUCCACGAGGCCCCUUUAACUUGUCAAAUCAAAAUAAUGCACACAUUAGUAAUAGAUACUGUAUUAUUUUCCGCAAAGCAAGUCUUUUCCUUCUGAAUGUCUAAAUGACCGUAUAGGUAUUGUGUAGAUGUACUCCAUACCAUUAAAGUACAGUUGUAUCAGUGACCUUCUCAGUGUAUAUUCGACCAGCGUUAGUGAUCGUCUUCUAUCACAAAUGAUAGGACUGUUGAGCAAUGAAAUUGUUGUACUAAAUUCACUAGUUGGCGGUUUGACCGCAUACUUCCUGAGAUCUAUUUGGGCGACUAACGAGAUGGAGUUUGUUAAAGAUAUAGUAUAUAAUUAUUAAUAUACAUGGUGAUAACGUUCGUUACUCGCUCAAUAGGCUGAUCGGUUUAUAAUUUGAGAUGUAAAUAUCGCUGUAGAUUCCCUAGGAUUAUGUUCAGUUGAUAAAAGUAUUUUAUAUUAUACUCGUAAAGUUUUAAUCUA